AUGAAGAGGCAGUUGCACCGCAUGCGGCAGCUGGCCCAGACGGGCAGCUUGGGACGCACUCCGGAGACUGCUGAGUUCCUGGGUGAGGACCUGCUGCAGGUGGAGCAGCGCCUGGAGCCAGCCAAGAGAGCGGCCCAUAAUGUCCACAAACGGCUGCAGGCCUGUCUGCAGGGCCAGAGUGGCGCGGACAUGGACAAGCGGGUGAAGAAGCUUCCCCUCAUGGCUCUGUCCACCACAAUGGCCGAGAGCUUCAAGGAGCUGGACCCUGAUUCCAGCAUGGGGAAAGCCCUGGAGAUGAGCUGUGCCAUCCAGAACCAGCUGGCCCGCAUCCUGGCUGAGUUUGAGAUGUCCCUGGAGAGGGAUGUCCUACAGCCGCUCAUCAGGCUGAGUGAGGAGGAGCUGCCAGCCAUCCUCAAGCACAAGAAAAGCCUGCAGAAGCUGGUGUCCGACUGGAACACCCUCAAGAGCAGGCUCAGUCAGGCAGCCAAGAACUCAGGCAGCAGUCAAGGCCUGAGCAGUGGCCCAGGUAACUACAGCCACACCGCUGCAGCCAACAAGGUGGAGACGCUGAAGGAGGAGGAGGAGGAGCUGAAGAGGAGGGUAGAGCAGUGCAAGGACGAGUACUUGGCCGAUCUCUACCACUUUGCCACGAAGGAGGACUCGUAUGCCAACUACUUCAUUCAUCUCCUGGAGAUUCAGGCCGAUUAUCAUCGCAGGUCACUGAGCUCACUGGACACAGCCCUGACUGAGCUGAGAGAGAACCACAGCCAAGCAGACCCCUCCCCCUCGAUGCUGGCCACCCCCUUCUCCAGGGUGUAUGGGGUGUCACUGGGAACCCACCUGCAAGAGCUGGGCCGGGAUAUCGCCCUGCCCAUCGAGGCCUGCGUCAUGAUGCUGCUUUCCGAGGGCAUGAAGGAAGAGGGCCUCUUCCGUCUGGCCGCUGGAGCCUCAGUGUUGAAGCGCCUCAAGCAGACGAUGGCCUCGGACCCCCACAGCCUGGAGGAGUUCUGCUCUGACCCCCACGCUGUGGCAGGUGCCCUCAAGUCCUAUCUGCGGGAGCUGCCUGAGCCCCUGAUGACCUUUGACCUCUAUGACGACUGGAUGAGGGCAGCCAGCCUGAAGGAGCCAGGGGCUCGUCUGGAGGCCCUCCGCGAGGUAUGCAGCCGCCUGCCCCGGGAGAACCUCAGCAACCUCAGGUACCUGAUGAAGUUCCUGGCACGACUGGCUGAGGAGCAGGAGGUGAACAAGAUGACACCCAGCAACAUCGCCAUUGUCCUGGGGCCCAACCUGCUGUGGCCACCUGAGAAAGAAGGGGACCAGGCCCAGCUGGAUGCAGCCUCGGUGUCUUCCAUCCAGGUGGUGGGUGUGGUCGAGGCUCUGAUACAGAGCGCAGACACCCUCUUCCCUGGAGACAUCAACUUCAAUGCAUCGGGCCUCUUCUCAGCCCUCACCCCCCAGAACAUGGUCAGCGACAGGCAAGCCACUGAGGAGCUUCAACCCAUCGCCACGCCUACUCCAGCCACCACCCCGGCUCCAGCCUCAGUGGCUACCAAGGAAAGGACAGAGUCUGAGGCACCCCCAAGACCAGCCUCCCCCAAGGUCAACAGGACCCCCCCCGACACAGCUGCCCCAAUGGAGGAUAUGGCUCGGAGGACCAAGCGCCCGGCGCCAGCCCGGCCCACCAUGCCACCCCCCCAGGUCUCCAGCACCCGCUCCUCCCCUCCAGCCCCACCCCUGCCCCCUGGCUCUGGAAGCCCUGUGACCCCCCGAGCUCUGCCACGCCGUCUGGUUGGCAGCAGCCUCAGGGCCCCCACGGUGCCACCCCCAUUGCCCCCCGUUCCCCCCCAGCCUGCCCGACGUCACAGCCGGCGUUCACCAGCCUCCCCCAGCCCCGCCUCCCCGGGCCCAGUCUCUUUGAGCAUGCCUGCAGAGGGGGAUCUGGGGGUGGCCACAGAGGAGGGAGGGGCCCCUGAGGCUGUAGGUGGGAUCCCCGUGUCCCCAGCUGUCCUUCCUCAGCCCCGGCCCAGGAGCCUUGCCUCAGAGACAACUGAGCGGCAGCUCCUCCCUGACUAGCCCCCAGUGUCCCCUCCGUCCCCACUUUGUCCUCCCAGGACAGAGCCCUUGCCCCUCCCAAGUGGCAGGGUCCUCCAGCCUUUGCCCACAAGUGCCUCGGUGCCCGCUGG
Galeopterus variegatus (Sunda flying lemur) is the source of this 2183-nucleotide messenger RNA. RefSeq names its product SH3-domain binding protein 1 (gene SH3BP1). Lineage: Eukaryota; Metazoa; Chordata; Mammalia; Dermoptera; Cynocephalidae. Gene Ontology annotation, molecular function: protein binding; GTPase activator activity. The record is from RefSeq and is a predicted model, not a curated record. Gene Ontology annotation, cellular component: intracellular anatomical structure; cytosol; cytoplasm. Gene Ontology annotation, biological process: regulation of Rac protein signal transduction; positive regulation of GTPase activity; signal transduction. The coding region runs from base 1 to 2073 and encodes 690 amino acids. The transcript is spliced from 18 exons.